GGCGAUAUGGGGGGUGAUCUGGGGAGAGAUGGGAACAGAUGAGCAGGAGGGAGGUUAGAUCGGGAGAAGACGGCCUAUGGGGACAGCUCCCACGGGGGACAGCUCCGGCCACCGGACUCCCGAGAGACUCUGCCAUGGGGCAGCCCAGGACACAGGAACACCCAUCCCCCUCCACGGCACAGACACCCUGACUGACGAGGCGACCGGGGGGCUCUCAGUGCCAGCCGGACAGAGGAAACACCUGGCUGAGGGGGAAGCUUGGGGCUCAGCAGCGUCUCGGCCACAGAUGGAGACACUCAGUGGGGAGUUACACACGCUGCUUAGGGAUAAGGAAUACGUCGGGUUCGCCACCCUCCCCAACCAGCUGCAUCGGAAAUCUGUGAAGAAGGGAUUCGACUUUACUCUGAUGGUGGCAGGGGAGUCUGGGCUGGGGAAGUCUACGCUGAUCGACAGCCUGUUCCUGACGGAUCUGUACAAGGAUCGGACCCUGCUGGACGCCCAGGCGCGCGUCCCGCAGACCCUGGCGAUCGAGCGGCGAGCUGUGGAGUUGGAGGAGGGCGGCGUCCGGGUGAAACUCACCGUCGUGGACACCCCGGGCUUUGGGGACGCCGUGGACAACGCUGACUGCUGGGGGUCCAUAGUGGACUAUAUUGACCAGCAGUUCGAGCAGUUCUUCCGGGAUGAGAGUGGGCUGAACCGGAAGAACAUCACGGACGGGCGGGUGCACUGCUGUCUCUACUUCCUCUCACCCUUCGGCCAUGGGCUGCGCCCCCUGGACGUGGCGUUCCUGCGUGCCGUGCAACACAAGGUCAACAUCGUGCCAGUGAUCGGCCGAGCCGAUGUCCUGACCCCCCGGGAGGUGGGCAUCAUGAAGGAGAAGAUCCGGCAGCAACUGGAGGAAAACGCCAUCAGCAUCUACCAGUUCCCCGACUGCGACUCCGACGAGGACGAAGACUUCAAGGCCCAGGACGCGGAGCUGAAGGGCAGCAUCCCGUUCGCCGUGGUCGGCUCCAAUGACAUCGUCCGGGAGACCAAGGGAAAGGCCUUCCGGGGGCGCACGUACCCCUGGGGGGCUGUGGAAGUGGAGAACCCGGCGCACUGCGACUUCCUACGGCUGCGUACCAUGCUGGUGCGGACCCACAUGCAGGACCUGAAGGAGGUGACCCAGGAGAUGCACUACGAGAACUACCGGGCCCGCUGCAUCCAGAGCCUGACCCGCGUGGGCGCCCGCGACCGCAGCAGCCGCAUGAAACUGUCCCGGCAAAGCGCCACCGAGCUCCCCCUGUUGCCCCUGGCGGAGACGGACACGGAGAAACUGAUCCGGGAGAAGGAUGAAGAGCUGCGCCGGAUGCAGGAAAUGCUGCAGAAGAUGCAUGACCAGAUCAAGCAGAGCCAGGGGGAGCAGUCGGACACCCUGUGAGGAUUUCAGGGUCCCCCCCUGGGGCCAGCACCCCCUCUGGAGCCAGCGUCUUCUGGAUUUCACAGCAGCAGAAGGGACAGGGGUGAUUCUCUGAGGCAGCCUAAGCAGCACUCGCAGCCCCCCCAAAACCCUGCUCACCAGAGCCCCUCCCCCAAGAACCCUAAAUUCCCUGUUCCUCAAAGUCACCCCGUCUUCUCCCCCUUCCCAGCUUUGCCCCUAAUAAACUCACCCCUGUGUUUGCA
Molecule: messenger RNA, 1662 nt
Organism: Caretta caretta (loggerhead turtle)
Lineage: Eukaryota; Metazoa; Chordata; Testudines; Cheloniidae
Gene: SEPTIN1
Product: septin 1
Molecular function (GO): GTP binding
Source: RefSeq, a predicted model, not a curated record